Leptonychotes weddellii (Weddell seal) is the source of this 1924-nucleotide messenger RNA. The record is from RefSeq and is a predicted model, not a curated record. NCBI's taxonomy places the organism in Eukaryota, Metazoa, Chordata, Mammalia, Carnivora, Phocidae.
ACGUAAACAGCCCAUCCUGGCUGCUUUCCACAGGAAACUGACCGGAGGGACAGAACAGGAAGGAAGCAGAUGGGUGUGGAAGCAGGGAUGGGUGGCUCAGGACGUCGGAAGGUGUGCCGGGGUGGGUGCUCAGGGCUGGGAAGCAAUGUAACUGUUACAGUCCAAACCUUGUUCCCAACUCCACAGCUGGGUCUUCUAGAGGCCUGGGAUUUGGUGAGGCCCUCCUGUGCCCAGCUGCUGUCAGAAUCCAUCCCGGAUCUCAAAGGCAACCUCGACCUAGGACAUCCCUCAGCUUUCUAGUGUGACCUUAGACUUUGUCACGAUGUCAGGGCUGAACUCUGACUGGCCCCACGAGGGGGAGAGCCUCAGCCCUCAGGAGCCAGGUCCUCCAACCAACUCAGACAGUGACCCAGGCCACUUGCCAGAGGAGCACCCUGAGGAGACGUCUGCUCAGGAUCCUAAAGUUCUGAGCUUGGGGCUCCCUGGCCUGGACACCGGCGGGGCCUCCAGCUGGCCUGGGCUUCGGAUCCUCCUGCAGCAGCUGCCUCCACAGGACAGUGAUGAGCGCUACUGCCUGGCCCUUGGGGAGGAUGAGCUGGCCGAGCUGCGGCUCUUCUGUGCCCAGCGGAGGCGGGAGGCCCUGGGACAGGGGGUGGCCUGCCUGGUACCUCCCAAGCUGGCAAAACACACCUGUGAGAAGUGCAGGGAGCCGCUGAGGCCAGGCGAGUACGGAGUGUGCGCAGCCCCGGCCGGAGAGCGGCGCGGCUGGCACCCGGCGUGCUUUGCCUGCCAGGCCUGCGGCCAGGCCCUGCUACACCUCAUCUACUUCUCCCACGACGGGCGUCUCUACUGCGGCCGUCAUCAUGCAGAGCUGCUGCGGCCGCGCUGCCCGGCUUGCGACCAGCUGAUCUUCUCCCGGCGCUGCACCGAGGCGGAGGGACGGCGCUGGCACGAGAACCACUUCUGUUGCCAGGACUGCGCCGGGCCCUUGGGCGGGGGACGUUAUGCCUUGCCGGGGGGCCGCCCCUGCUGCCCCCGCUGCUUUAAGAGUCGCUACUCGAAUGCCGGCUCGAGCCAGGCCCCAACACUGGAAGGGAGGGCGCCGCUUGGGGAGGCGAGACUCGAGAGAGUUGCAGUGGGAGACUGCUCCCCGCUGGACGCCGCUACCAUCUCCCGGGCAGCCCUUCUCGCCGCUGCCUCCCGCUCCAGCCCGGAAACCCAGAGGGGGCGGCUUCGAUCCAGUCCGGAGCAGGAGGGUCGAGCUGGGGACGAGGCGGAGGCACCCACCAAAGGGCGGGAGCGGGGCCGCCUGGAGACGCCCCUCGAUGCCAAGGAGGACGCCCCCUGCCCCACCUGCUCCUCUUCUUCUGACUCGGAACCCGAAGGCUUUUUCUUAGGUCAGCGCCUUCCCGGUCCCUGGAAGACCCCCGGAAGCCUCCAGGCUGGGCACAGCGACACCUCCAGGAAGCACUGCACCAUUUGCUAGUGGCGCAGCCCGGAGAAGGGGGAGGGGAUGUGCUCUGUUAGGUGGGAGAGCUAGGCUCUCCUCCCCCCCUCUAAAAAUCCUAGACUGAACGCAAUCAGGGGCACGCCUGGGAGAGGCGGCCAGAUCACAAACUUGGUGUGCUCCCUCUUAAGCCUGCAAAAUCUAUCACUUCUGACGGAGACUUUCUUGGGGAACCCCACCCCGCAAAGCUACGCAUCCCCUGCUGAACUAGCCCCUAUGCUCACCCCCACAGGCUGGGACAGCCCCAUGCUCAGCAUCUUCCUGAGCCAAUGAAGUGGUCACUCAGAGACCACGUGUGGCAGUGCCCAGGUUGGCGAGCCGAAGGCCGGGGGGUGCCGGGGUGGGACGCGACCCGGCGACGGUAGUGCGGGGCCGCGCUCCCCGCCUUGCGGAGCUCGUGGACGCGCAGCCCGGGAG